ACGAGGGUUUCCUCCCUCCUCUCCACGUGCGAUGCACGUGACAUAACCAGCGGAUACAACAGUAUUCGCCAUGAAGGUCGCAGAACUACCUCCUCCCACUCUUAUCUCCCCCUCGCCCAAAAUCCGAAACACAAAAGACGAAAAUAACCCCCAUUUUGAUGGCAUUUACAUCCCUACCCCUCCAUUUCAAGCCAUCCCACUCUCUCCACAUCUACAAAACCAUUCAUGGCAUCCAAUCCCCAUCCAUGUUCGCCAUCCCAUUCCCUCAAAACCCUAGAUUCUCCACCCUUUCUUCAAGUUCACCCUCCAUUGCCUGCAAAUUUACAGCUUCUGACACUAAACCUUUCCUCCGACAGCUGCGUCUUCCACGAAAACCCGUAGUCCGAACCUGCGCUUCGAAGGAAGAAUCUCAACCUCCCGAUGGCGAGGAACCUAUCUCCGUCCGCAAUGGGAAGAUCGCCAUUGCUUCUGCGAUUACGAUCGUUUUGGCAGUCGUGAAUCGCGUUCUGUACAAGCUCGCGCUUGUUCCGAUGAAGGAGUAUCCGUUCUUCAUGGCCCAAGUCACGACUUUCGGGUACGUGAUAAUCUAUUUUUCAAUUCUUUACUUUCGAAAUCGUGCCGGAGUCGUAACUAAAGAAAUGCUAGAUCUUCCAAAAUCCAGUUUUAUGUCCAUUGGUAUUCUAGAAGCCCUUGGAGUUGCUGCUGGGAUGUCUGCUGGAGCUAUGCUUCCAGGACCAGCUAUACCUAUUUUAUCUCAGACAUUCUUGGUGUGGCAGCUUAUCUUUUCUUGCUUCAUUUUAGGAAGACAAUACUCACUCCAUGAAGUACUUGGCUGCUUGCUUGUAGCUGCUGGUGUGGUUGUUGCAGUGGCAAGUGGAUCAAAUGAGACUCAAUUACUGUCCCAAGUGGAAUUUCUAUGGCCAGCUCUAAUGAUAGCGUCAUCUGCAUUUCAAGCUGCUGCUUCAAUUAUCAAGGAAUUUGUUUUCAUUGAUGCUGAAAAGCGCCUUGAGGGGAAGCCUGUGGACAUAUUUGUGGUCAAUUCUUUUGGGUCUGGGUUCCAGGCUCUUUUUGUGUUACUUCUUCUUCCUUUCCUAUCAAGCAUGAGAGGAAUUCCAUUUAGUGAGCUCCCUUUGUACCUAAGAAGUGGUGCUGGUUGCUUUAUGAAUAUUGGUGCUGAUAUAACAGGUUGCGAAGGCGCUCCUCUUCUUCCCCUGCUUUACAUAACCAUCAACCUGGCUUUCAACAUCUCAGUGCUUUAUCUGGUAAAGAUUUCAUCUGCGGUGGUUUCGUCGCUUGCAGCAACAUUAUCAGUGCCGAUUGCUAUUUAUGUCCUUACGCUGCCAUUGCCUUAUAUGCCCCAAGGCGAAAGCUUGAGCCCAUAUUUCAUCUUCGGUAGUGCGAUUCUGGUGUUGGGUCUGGUACUGUACAAUCUACCUCGUCCUGCUGAUGAAGGCUCCAAAACCAUCUGAUGUUGUACAAUUAACCCAUUCAAUUAAAA
Messenger RNA from Magnolia sinica, 1498 nucleotides. RefSeq names its product protein CLT2, chloroplastic. The transcript is spliced from 10 exons. Lineage: Eukaryota; Viridiplantae; Streptophyta; Magnoliopsida; Magnoliales; Magnoliaceae. The coding region runs from base 159 to 1469 and encodes 436 amino acids. The record is from RefSeq and is a predicted model, not a curated record.